Molecule: messenger RNA, 4710 nt
Organism: Panicum virgatum (switchgrass)
Lineage: Eukaryota; Viridiplantae; Streptophyta; Magnoliopsida; Poales; Poaceae
Exons: 3
Coding region: 102-2015 (637 amino acids)
Source: RefSeq, a predicted model, not a curated record
UCUCCUUCCCCUUCCUACUCCCCGCACAGCCGCUCCCCACUCCCUCCCAGAUCCGCUCCGCUGCCCUCGGCCCCAGAUCCGCCGCCGGCGUCCGCGCCGCCAUGGCGUGCCUCGCGAUCUCCCUGCAGCCGGUGAACGGCCCGGACAUCCUCCUCCAGACCCGGUCCUGGUUCCCCGUCUCCCGCGCCCUCGCCGCCGUCUCCGCCUUCCGCCUCGCGCGCCUCCACCUCGCCCGCGGCAAGCAGCAGCCCGCCGCCGCCUCCGCCUCCUCCGCCUCGCUCGAUGCCAUCGGCGACGACCCGCUUGCCGCCGGAUCGGGCCAGCUCGUCGUCGGCGUCGAGUCGCAGUACCGCGUCGUGUACCGACUCGUCAACUACAUCUACGUGCUCGGCGUCACCACCGCGGGCUCCGACCACGCCGCCCCCGCCGUCCACGCCUUCGCCGUCGCCGACGCCGUCAACCAGGCCGUCUCCGUCGUCGUCGCCGCCUGCCGCGGCGUCGACGUCACCCCGGAGAAGGUGCACCGCAAGUACCCCGAGGUUUACCUCGCGCUCGACCUCGUCCUCCACGGCGUCGGCUCCGUCCGCCUCUCCCAGAUCCUCGCCACCAUCCAUGGCGACAACCUCGCGCGCAUGGUCAACUCCUCGCCCGACGCCGAGGCACGCGCCCGCGGCGCAGAUUCCUGGUCCACAGUGGAGCACCUCGCGCAGGAUCGCCACGCCGCGAGGGAGGGCUUCUCCGGCGCCUCGUUCGAGCUUCCCCAGGAGACGCUUGCUGCUGGUGACGAGUUCUCGUCUAACAUUGCUCCUGCGACCACAGUUGCUACUGGGGAUGAGCCGCCACCUGAGGAGGCAGCUCCUGUGGACAAGGAUCCCUUUGCGGCCAGCGACCUCAUUAACAACAAGCCUGAAGAGGCUUUGGUUGGUGGGUUCAAGAAGAACAAGGAGACAGCCCUUGUGGUUGCUGAUCCUGCUGCUGCACUUGCUGGGUUGGAGGUCACAACUUUGCCGCCAGCUGAGGCAACUAAGCCGACAUUUAUCGGAGUUGAAGGGUUUGAAGGUGACUAUGGUGGAAUUGAGUUUGGCAACGAGGAAGCUUCACUUGCUGAGGCGUUUGAAGGGUUCAAUGCACCAUUUGGUGGUGGCCUGGAUGCUUCUGAGUUUGUUACCACGACGAAGAAGGAUCAUAAGGACAGGGCCAUCACUGGUCUUGAGCUGCUAGCAACCAGUGGGCAGCAACAGAAUGCAGCUUCUGGUACUCCACUGGAGAACCUGUUGGUGACCAAGCGCACAGAAAUGACUGCUCCUGAGUUGUUCAUUGCAGAGGAGAUCAAUGCAGAAUUCAAGGAGUCAAUUCUUGUGCGGGUUGGUUUGAAGGGUACAAUCUUCCUCCGAACCUUGCCAUUGAACAAGGCAGCGGGGAAGGAGACAGAAUUCUCAUUCCGUCUUGAGGGCACAUCAGGAAUGAAAAGGGCCGCAUUGCAGAGUAAUGUAUUGAGUAACCUCCAGAAUGGGUUAUUCCAUGUCAGAACUGUGUCGAAGGAGGAGCCCAUUCCCCUUAUGAAGUACAGCUUCCUGCCGAAGCACUCGCCUCUACCUUUGAGAAUGCGCCUUGUGAAGCGCCAUAGUGGGACAUUGCUCUCAGUGAUGAUACAGUAUGCAUCCAACCCAAUGCUGCCGCAGCCGCUGAACAAUGUAACCUUCAUUGUUAAGCUUCCUGUGGACCCCACUCUGCUCAAUGUUUCACCCAAGGCUGUGCUGAACCGGGCGGAGAGGGAGCUAAGAUGGCAUAUUUCAGACAUUCCCCUGAAGGGUCCAGCUGGAAGGCUCAGGGCACGAAUGCCUGUUGAUCAAGAUUCCAAGGAUGGUGAGCUAGAGGUCAUAGGGAUGGUGAAGUUUGCUUACCAAGGGCCAUUUACAUUGUCUGGCAUCAAACUACGUCCAGCCACUGAUGGCAUUGCCCAAUUUAAUGAAGUUGGACAUACCUUUUCCAGUGGGAGUUACCUGUGCGUCUGAUAGAAAGACAGCAGAGGAGGUGAUGAUGUAGCUGUAUCAUUGCUGGUGUGGUCCCUUAUCUUGUAUGUGCUUAUUGGAUAUAAGUUUCUGGCAAGAUAAACUUUUCAUCAUUACAAUAAUGAGAUGGAAGUGAAGGAUGCAUCCUUUUGCCGAUAAUAAGUGCCCUCUGGAUAUGCAUGUCUUUUCAUCAUUACACUAAAGAGGUGGAAGUGAAGGAUGCAGCCUUUGCCAAUAAUAAGUGCCCUCUGGAUAUGCAUGUGGUUCUGCGGAAAUUCUAGCUUCAGAUUUUGCGCAACUCUUCACAGUUGGAGCAUAUAAGAACCAGUCUCAUUUUUGGAUUGCGACUACCAUGUCUGGUCAGAGAGCCCAUUAAUGUCAUGCGGGCGUCAGAAUUAUGGUUUCAAGGAUGUGGGCAGAGUUGCAUGCCCGCAGCCAAGUCAAGAUCCUCAAUCAAUGUCUUUGAUCUGAAUCUGGCUGGCAACUGCCGCAGCGGCGUAUUACUGUGUUGUGUCAGGGAUCAUCACAACCAUGCAUGCUGACAGCAAGGCCUGCUGGUCAAGUCGUCUUCAGUUUAAUGUCAUGGCUGCUGAUGCAAUGCCGUUGCUUUUGGUCAGAUUCCAUGUGGGUUUAGCUGUGCUUAGAGGAAUGAAUGGGGCAGAUAGUGGCUGAUGGCUCGGCAUGUGGCGAGGCUGUGAUUUCUCCAUUGGAGCUGCAGGAGGGAAGAUGGCAUGCACAGAAGCAGGGAAACACCACCCAGGUAUUAACCACCUAAGUUGAAAGAUCCAAAGGGUAGUAACAAGUAGUGGCCAAUGGUUUGGAUUUUACAAUGGUGUAAAGGAGCCAAAGGACCUCUAGCUGACUUGGUUAGGGGAACCCAGCGGCACUCCUCAGGUCCUGGGUUCGACUCCUCGUGGGAGCGAAUUUCAGGUUGAGGUUAAAAAAAUCCCCUCGCCUGCCUCAUGUCCAAAGCACUGUGGAGCCCGGCCUAACUCACAAGGCGACGGGCCCCCGUGUACGGGUGGGGCAGGGGUUCGGGGAUUUUCUUGGCCUGCUGUGAGAAGGUCAUUCUACCUCUCAAAAAAUGCCGUGGGGGCGGUCUUACCCCCCGCAGGUCAAGUUUUUUACAAUGGUGUAAAGGAGUAACAGCAGAAUCAAUGAAUGGUCUUCCUUUUACACAUGGGUUUUGCCUGUCAAUUCUCUACCAACAUAUGUUGAGCGUGUCUCCGGUGAUCAGCUGUGGACGCUUCAGUGAGUAUACACAGCCACCACUGCCCCUUGCCGCAGGCCACAGCUAUGGUGGCGGCGCCGGUGUUCAGCCCCAGGUGCUACCUGUCAGGUUCAGCCUCAGCUACCUUGAGUGCUGUGAACCCUACUACAUGCCCCAAGGAUCUGGGCAACACUGCCUACCACAGCCAGCACAGCCUAUGCAGCACCAUUGGUAUCCUUCCCCAACUACACUGGCGGAUACAUUUGCUGGUGCUGGAGUGCUUACCAAGGCUACCCAUGCCUUGCCCAAGGAUGCCAAGGUACAUGUUUUGAAUCCCAACAAGUAAUACUAGCGUUGCCUUAUAAUCCUGUUAUGUCGCUAAAUUAAAUAACAAUUUUAUCCCCCUGUAGCUAUUAUUAGAUAUCAAAUUCAUCCUUCCAGAUGUAUGGCAUUUGUACAAAUAAAGCUGCUACACAUUAAAAAUUCUUGGAUGUUUCCUUGAGACAGGAGUUCCACUACUUGUUUAUGAUUUAGUGCCAAUGGUAGCCUUUUCAGCCAUCUUCAUAUUUAGCUCCAUAUCGUAUCUUGGAAAUAUGGAGUGAGGAUUGCAGUUGAAACUGCCAUGGCCAACUGCAUACUUCCACUCAAUUCGUAUCAAUGCCAGUGGUCUCAGGUCUGUAUCAAGGUACUGAAUAUUCUUCUUGUUGAUAGUGUAACUGUGAAGUUGUAAGGCUUUGGAUCUUCAAGGUACAUGCACCCAAAUUGAUCAAACAUGGGUGGACCCGUGGAUACAGCUGUUCAAGGAACAUUUGGGUACUUGGACCCUAUGAACUAUAUCAUGGGGGCACCUCACUGAGAAGAGCGAUGUAUACAAUCUUGAUUCGCUUUUUGUAGUUCUGGUUUAUGAAGAAGCCCAUUUCCUAUUGAUUCCCAGAAGGUCAUGGUCUUGUCAAACAUUCUGUUACCCUACUCCAGAAAAACAACUUAACCCAGGUUCUCAAGGAGGAAAGCUGAGAAGUUACUGAUGUCACCCUGUUGGCGGCAAUGUGAAGUUUUUAGAUCCAGAACGACCAACAAUGAGAUGAGUAGAGAAGGUGCUCAAAGGCAUGCAUGCAGUCAAAGGAGUGUGCUUCAAGUGACAUGUUGGAUGAUGAUGAACCGGAACUUGAUUCAGGCGAAUGAUCCUUCUGUUGUAGGUAUUAGUUCGUAAUGCUUACAGGGUCGUGCAUCUUUGUAGCUUCAAGCUGGGAUUAGUAGUUAUAUCAAACAUAAUUUGCAGAUUGAACUUCCUCCUAGUGUCUGAACUCUGUAUGGUUCCACGGUAUCUCUGGAUUUAAACUCUUGACAGGUGCAGCAUAGAUGCACCUUAUAUUUCUGAUUGUGAGCUCAUAAGUGCGGUUGGAGAUCUUUCUUACAGAUUCUUGGACAGGUGAGCCCAACCAUGUAAUUACAAAGGAUAAACACAACUGUUUGUUGACGUGGACUUCA